AUGGGUUGUAUGGGUAGAGACUCGGAGAAGGUUGUCAGUGAGGACCAGAAGUGGGCAUAUAUUACACUUUCCGACUUUAGGAGCAAGUCAUGUCUCGCUGGAUUUUCUUACGUAUGGUUGUGGAUCCUUACUCUCAUUUCAAUCGGUGUCUAUGCCGCAGACACUUUCACCGCAGUCAAUCUUCUUGCAUUCGAUCGUUGGUCGAGCCAGGUACGGCCUGUCAUUCCAUUCGUUUACGCAAAAUGGAUUUUUGCUGGGGCCAUUAUAUUCUCCUUUGCCCUCUUAGCCUUUGAAUGGGUUCUAGCUAUUAGAGCUUUGCGAAGGGGUGGUGUUGUAGACACUUACAUGGACCCGCUUGCUGCCAUCGUCCAGAGUAUACGACCGGACCAGGGUCAAGGCUUCCGACGUUUUCUUGUCCUGGCUGAACUCACCAAGAGUAAGAAGGGGGUCAACUACAUUGCGCUCUUUGUGUACUUCCAGUUCAAAGGCGCCAUCCGAGUCAUAUUCGCCGAAGGUCCCCGUGUUGUUAUCAAUGCUAUGACUCUUUGGUCUGUUAUGAGACUCAACCUCAUUCCUGAGGGUGAGCAUCAACCUGAAAACGGCCGAUCGAAAUUUGCCCAGUUCUUUGUCAAUAUUGAGGCACUAGCAGAAGCCAACAAAGAGCAGACAGUCAUUUUGUCGACUAUGACUUUCACAUUGGUCAUCUGGGCCUUUGAAAUCCUGUUCUUAUUUAUCGCUCUUGUUUUGUACCUUCUGUUUCUUUGGCAUCACGUCCCUAACACAGAUGGAUCCCUGGCGCGUUACUGUCGACGCAAGAUUGAGUCUAGAUUGGAGCGUAUCGUCAGCGCCAAGACACAAAAGGCUAUCGCCAAGUCAGAGGCGAAACGAAUCAAGGAUGAGCAAAAGGCAGCCAAGAAAGAAGACCGACCACAAUGUAGCAAACAACCGACCCUCCCUGUGCUCAACACGACAUUUGACGACGACGACACGAUGUCAACACCCUCGCUAGCAAGACUCAAUUCUGUGGCAACCUUACCGCCAUACUCAUCUUUACCGCCUACACGGAGCAAUACCGCUGCAGGUGGUUCUAUAGAUGAUCGCCAACCUAGGAUGCCAGAGUUUGAAGAUGAGUUCGAAAGAUCAGGAAUGCAGGCUCGAUCCAUGACUCAAUCUUCCAGCUAUAGCGCUCAUACCGAUGGUCCACUUCUCAGCUAUGCGAGCCCCAUGGGCUACGACGAGCCGGGACGCUCAUCGCCUAUCCCAGUGAUGCCACCACUGGAACGGAUGAAUGAUUUCAACAGAGUAGGCACCGACCGCCCCUACUCCCCGAUGUCACGUCCUGUCACAUCAAAUUCGAACCGGAAUGGGCCUUACGGCGGUAUGCGCCCACCUCCACGUUCAAACACAGCAUUCAGUGCCCCCGGCCGCGGCCCUUCUGGUCCAAUGGACGGUCCACCUAGAUCAAACACUGGAAUGGGACGUCGAACACCAGGACCUCCACCGAUGGCAGAUCAGUGGUCGCCUUACGAGGCCGACUAUACAACCCAGAAGGGUCCUUCGUACGAGAUGAGUCGUGUGGACACUUCCCACAACGAUGCGCCACCAAGGUCGCUGACGCCAGGCGGGCCACCUAGGGGGGUAACAUCGUCUGUUCCGCCACAGCGCAGCUUCAUGUCGCCCGUCGGAUCACAAGCUGGUGGAUACAGAAGUGCGUCUGCAGCGCCGCAACAGCCCGCGUUCACAGUCGCCAGUCAAAGGCAACAAGCUGGAUGGCAUGGCGGCGCACGCCUGGGCAAUGGACAGUUCCGCAACUGA
Molecule: messenger RNA, 1815 nt
Organism: Pseudovirgaria hyperparasitica
Lineage: Eukaryota; Fungi; Ascomycota; Dothideomycetes; Acrospermales; Acrospermaceae
Exons: 3
Coding region: 1-1815 (604 amino acids)
Biological process (GO): potassium ion transmembrane transport
Cellular component (GO): plasma membrane
Molecular function (GO): potassium ion transmembrane transporter activity
Source: RefSeq, a predicted model, not a curated record